This is a messenger RNA of Oryctolagus cuniculus (rabbit), 1144 nucleotides long. NCBI's taxonomy places the organism in Eukaryota, Metazoa, Chordata, Mammalia, Lagomorpha, Leporidae. The record is from RefSeq and is a predicted model, not a curated record.
CCGUUUUCCCAUUCCACUAACUGGUAAACUAUCCUUCUCUCUAGGUUCACUCGGAGGACACACUUAAUAACAUGGAUUAUGGAAAUCAGUCCAUGGUAUCAGAAUUUGUGCUCCUGGGACUUUGCCAAUCAUGGGAUAUUCAAGUCGUACUGUCUGUGAUAUUUUUAAUGCUUUACCUAAUCAUUGUAUCUGGAAAUACCAUCAUCAUGUUCUUAGUCAUCACUGACCCCUGUCUCCAUUCCCCAAUGUACUUCUUUUUGGCCAACCUGUCUUUUGUUGACAUGUGGCUUUCCUCCAACACCACUCCUAAGAUGAUCACAGACAUUCUCAGGGAGAACAAAACCAUUUCCUUUGGAGGAUGCAUGUCCCAGAUCUUCUUUUCACACUUCAUUGCAGGACUUGAGAUGGUGAUACUGGUGAUCAUGGCCUAUGAUCGCUACGUGGCCAUCUGCAAACCACUCCACUACUCCACCAUUAUGAGCCUACAAAAGUGCAUUGCACUGGUGCUAACUGGCUGGACCAUUGGUUUUGUGCAUGCCAUGAGUCAAAUUGUUGUGAUUGUGCAGCUACCUUUCUGUGGUCCCAAAGAAAUAGACAGCUUCUUCUGCGAUAGACCAUUAGUGAUCAAGCUCGCAUGCAUGGAUUCCUCCAACUUGAAAAUCUCAAUGAAUGCCAACUGUGGCAUUGUGGCCGUGUCGUGCUUCAUUUUGUUACUGAUAUCCUACACAUAUAUUCUUCUCACUGUGCACCGAAGCUCAAAAACUGGAGCAUCGAAGGCCCUCUCCACCUGCACUGCCCACAUCACAGUGGUGGUGCUCUUCUUUGGGCCCUGUAUGUUCAUCUAUGUGUGGCCACUCAACGUCACCUGGAUGGACAAAUUUCUUGCUGUGUUUUACUCUGUUAUUACACCUCUCCUUAAUCCAAUCAUUUACACUCUGAGAAACAAAGAGAUGAAAAAUGCUAUGAAGAGAUUCAGAGGCUACUAAAUGGAUUCUAAGGGAAAUAUUUAGUACCAAAAAAGCUAACAAUAUUUAUUUACAGGAGAAUUAUCCCAUUAGUCUUUGUACACAUUCAACUAGGUUAAAUGAGAAUAUAAGUGGGUUUUGUCUGUUUGUUGCUUUUUGUUUUGUUUUAGAAUGGCAUA